AUGUCUGACCUUAUGCACAUAGUAGACAAGCUCCGCGAGGCCGCAAUGCAGGCCAAGCGCGAAUGCGACACUCAGGUCGAGCAGGUCCUGACUCGAAUGACCAAGAAAAUCAAGGAUGAUAUAACCAGCCACCGCGACAAACUGCUGCAGCAACGCAAAACCUUGGUUGAGCAGGAGGAAAAGGAGCACGUUACGCAGAAGCAACAGGUGAGCGGCCCAUGCCAAAAAGCGCACCACGCCCAGCUUGACGCAAACAUCAAAGAGUUCGAGCGGCUCAAGAGGUCGCUCAUUGAGCUCCUGGAAACCCACAAAGUCAAACAAAAGAAAAUGAACCACUGCAAGUGCCUCAUGCUUAGAGAUGACGAGACCCUUGUCAAGGUGCACCACAUGCUCACUGGCAACGACUCGUGA
This is a messenger RNA of Babesia bigemina, 411 nucleotides long. RefSeq lists its product as hypothetical. The coding region runs from base 1 to 411 and encodes 136 amino acids. The record is from RefSeq and is a predicted model, not a curated record. The transcript has 4 exons. NCBI's taxonomy places the organism in Eukaryota, Apicomplexa, Aconoidasida, Piroplasmida, Babesiidae.